Molecule: messenger RNA, 1623 nt
Organism: Drosophila nasuta
Lineage: Eukaryota; Metazoa; Arthropoda; Insecta; Diptera; Drosophilidae
Product: putative oxidoreductase SAR2567
Exons: 4
Coding region: 331-1314 (327 amino acids)
Biological process (GO): steroid metabolic process
Cellular component (GO): intracellular membrane-bounded organelle
Molecular function (GO): oxidoreductase activity
Source: RefSeq, a predicted model, not a curated record
GACAGUCUUCGGUACGAACUCAAAGCGCCAAGUCGAAGCUCAGCUCAGCUCAAGUCGCGGCAAUUUUUGCGUGUCGCGUAACGUUCAACAGAAACCACACACACACACUCGCACAACAAAAAUAGACGAAGCCGAAGGCACACGAAUCGUCGUCGUCGUCAAGUUGCUGACCAAACUGUGCGUGAAAUUUGGUUGUUUUUUCUCUAAAUUUAUUAAUAGCUAUUGUGCGAAUGAGAUAAAGAGAGAGAGCACUAUAUAAAAAAACAUCUAAACUAGGAAUUAAACUUGAUCUUCUUUUGCCGCACGCGUCUCUAUCAAGGCGAUGCCAUAAUGGAGCCAAUGACCAUGCUGGUGUUGGCCUUCCAGCUGCUGGCGCUCUUCUCGAUCGCCGGCGCGCUGUUGAUCUAUCUGAUAUGCAAGGUGCGCGAGGAGAGUCAGGCGUGCAACGCGGAACAGCCCGUCAGCCGUGUGGUGCUGGUGACCAGCGCUGACACCGCACUCGGUCUGCAGCUGUGCACGUAUCUGGCGAACAAGGGAUGCCGAGUGUUUGCUGGAAUGAAGGAGGCAAAGGACUCGCUGCCAGCGAAACUGCUCUGUGGCUGGAUGAAGAUACGCGAGUACAGUGAGGAACCCAUAAGUGGCACAAUCAUUCCGAUGCGACUGGACGUGACACGCGAGGAUGUGCUGCGUGAGGCAACGAUUGCCAUGGGCGCCCAUUUGAAUGCCAACGAACGUGGCAUUGCGGCGGUGAUCAAUACGAGCGGCAGCGUUUAUCGUGGACGUGUCGAGUCGCAGGAUGUGCAGCAAUGGGAGCACAUGCUGAAGACCAACAUCCUCGGCACGUUGCGUGUGGCCAAGGCAUUUGUCGGCUUCCUGCGUCCGACGCGUGGUCGUCUACUUUAUUUGGGAGGCAGCACAGCGGGCGCCAGCAUGGGUGGCGAUGGUCUGGUUGCGUUCAAUGCAUCGCGUGUAGCGGUCGAGAAGUGUGCCGAUGAGCUGCGCAAGGAGCUGCAGCCGUAUGGCGUCAAUAUUGUGGCACUCGACACUUGCGGCAUGACCGUUGAGUCGCUCUACAAGGCGCCCGUGGCGCAGACCAUCUCGCAGGUGCCCGGCGCUCCGACACAGUAUACGGCGGAUGUUUUAAGUGCCAGCGCCCUGCAGGUCAUUGAGCGGGCGCUGUGGGAUUAUACGCCGCAGCAGCGCUACACGUUGCUCUCCCACAACAAGUAUCAAUUCACGUUGCCAUGCCGCUCAUCCUUGCGUCUACAUCGUCCCAGCAGCGAGUCGCCGGUCGCCGCCACGCAGUCCGUCUAAACAAAGCAAGCAAAGAGAAAAGCACAUUUUUUUGGGAAGAGAAUUCGCAAUCGAAGCCGAAACUGAAACCGCAACUGAAACCGAAACCGAAACCGGAAAUUACGAUUGCAGCAGCUAAACAACUUUCUUUCUUUCUGUACAUAUGUUAAACGCGUUUCAAUUGUGCAACAUGCAACACUGCAACACAGCAAACUCUGCAUCUUUCGUCCUUCGUCUAAAGCAUCCUUGUCUGUAUCCUUAUGUAUCUGCAGCUUCGAUCUUCUACGGUUUUUUUUUUGUUUGCUGAUUAUUAUUAAUAUUAUUACGAUG